Messenger RNA from Anoplopoma fimbria (sablefish), 457 nucleotides. RefSeq names its product ATP synthase membrane subunit f (gene atp5mf). The coding region runs from base 73 to 342 and encodes 89 amino acids. Gene Ontology annotation, biological process: proton motive force-driven mitochondrial ATP synthesis. NCBI's taxonomy places the organism in Eukaryota, Metazoa, Chordata, Actinopteri, Perciformes, Anoplopomatidae. The record is from RefSeq and is a predicted model, not a curated record. The transcript has 4 exons. Gene Ontology annotation, molecular function: proton-transporting ATP synthase activity, rotational mechanism.
AUCAUUUCCCAGAAUGCACUUGCUCACUUAUUACCCAUCAUUCCCUGCGGCAAGCUCUUCGCACCAGUCAAGAUGGCGGACAGACCAGUUCCCGUAAUUGAGAAGCGGCUGAUGGAGGUGAAACUGGGUGAGAUGGGAACCUGGCUGGGAGGUCGAGACUUCACGCCCAACGGCCUCAUCGCAGCCGUCCGCAGGGGACACGACAGAUACUACAACAAGUACAUUAAUGUGAAGAAGGGAGGCAUCGGUGGUAUAGCCAUGCUGCUGGUGGGAUAUGUGACUAUGAGCUACCUGUGGGAAUACGACCACAUCAAACAUGAUCGCUGGAGGAAGUACCACUGAGCUCCAUCAGCCUUCAGGGGUUGAGCUUUAACCUCUUCGUUCCCCCUGCUCUUUCUACUCUCAGCUCUGUGUUGAAUAUGUGACUGUUUUGACCAAUAAACAAUACUAAGAUUCA